Messenger RNA from Dissoconium aciculare CBS 342.82, 903 nucleotides. RefSeq lists its product as uncharacterized. NCBI's taxonomy places the organism in Eukaryota, Fungi, Ascomycota, Dothideomycetes, Mycosphaerellales, Dissoconiaceae. The coding region runs from base 1 to 903 and encodes 300 amino acids. The record is from RefSeq and is a predicted model, not a curated record. The transcript has 2 exons.
AUGCCUCACAAGCAUACGCGUAAGCGUACCGGUGGCGCAAAAGAUUUCGAUCUUGCGCCAGGAGCUGUAGUAAAACCUCUCGCAGCCUUUGAACACCCAACGGUCUUCACGAAAAAAUCCAGCGAUCAGCCAAAGAAGCGGAAACGAAAUGCGCGCAACGAAGACGAUACCCCACGUGCGUUUGCACGUCUCAUGCAGAUGCAAGCGGGCGUGAAGCCGCGAUCAGGCUUGGACGAUGGAGCAUCACGCAAAUCGAAAAAGCAGAAACUCGGGCAGGAAGCGCCGCCUCCGCCUACUAUGCCGAGCAAAACAAUCACAUCGGAUCCUACCUUGAAAAUCCAACCCGGCGAGCGGCUUGCCGAUUUCGCUGCUCGAGUAGAUCAGGCUUUGCCUAUGGGAGGGCUCACGCGAAAGGGGAAUACCAAAAUCGAUGGGAUCAAGGAGCGACAGACGAAGACGGAGAAGCGCUUAAAGAAAAUGUAUGCAGAGUGGCGGGAGGAAGACGUGCGACGCAAGGACGCCAUUGAGGAGUUUCAAGAGAAGCAGGAGGAACUAGCAGAAGAGAAGGAGACGGAGCUCGGAGGUCAAAGUCUAGCAUUCCCCGAAGGAAAACGGAAGAAGAGGAAGCGGAUGCUAGGCGAGACGGCGAUGGACGACGAUGAGGAUCCCUGGGCGGUGUUGAAAGAACGUCGAGAGAAACCCAAGGGCUUACAUGAUGUGGUGCAAGCCCCACCCACGCUCAAGGUCAUCCCCAAGGAGAAAUUUAAGGUCCGGAAUGGGGCGAAGGUCAAUGUCGCCAAUGUCCCGGCGAAUGCGGGAUCGUUGAAGAGACGCGAGGAAUUGGGCGAUGCGCGCAGAGAGGUCAUCGAGCGGUAUAGAAGCAUGAUGAAAGGCACGAGGUAA